Messenger RNA from Perca fluviatilis (European perch), 3591 nucleotides. It is a transcript of the gene ttyh1, whose product is annotated as tweety family member 1. The transcript is spliced from 15 exons. Gene Ontology annotation, molecular function: intracellularly calcium-gated chloride channel activity; volume-sensitive chloride channel activity. Gene Ontology annotation, cellular component: plasma membrane; smooth endoplasmic reticulum membrane. NCBI's taxonomy places the organism in Eukaryota, Metazoa, Chordata, Actinopteri, Perciformes, Percidae. Bases 829 to 2598 code for a protein of 589 amino acids. The record is from RefSeq and is a predicted model, not a curated record.
CUCGACACGUUGCAGCCUUAACAGUGCUUUCAUAGGCAGGAGUUCACUAUCUUGCAUCCAACAUGGGAGUGGAUUCUUUUUAAACAUCUCCUUUCACUAUUAUUUAGCGCACACAGUUGGCUGCAUUUUUACUCUUUCAGUAAUCUGGUCAGGGUUCAGUGUGGUAGUCUGGACGGAGAUUGGUCAGGUUGAUGGGAGUGUGCAUGAAUGUUUGGUGGGGGUCGGCAUUAGAAGUGCACCUCAGUAUUAAGUGAGUGAGGGGUUAGACCCUGCUAAUCCCUGUUAACAGAUUAAUUAUCUUUGGGCAAUAUCGUGUUGCUGCCGUGUUGAGAAGUCACUUGGGCGUUAAGCUAUGAUGGGCUACAAUGCAACGAUAAAGGGUCCCUUAGGGGUGUCUCCUCAAUCUUAAUCCCUCUCUCUCUCAUUCACUCUCUCUCUCUCUCUCUCUCUCUCUGUCUGUCUCUCUCUCUCUCUGUCUCUCUCACUCACUUGCGCUCACUGAGAGCUCUUCUCAUCCAUCAACACAAGCACCUCUCCACUGUCACCAGACAACCCUACAAUUAUUGGCUAUUUAAUAUUUCAAUAACUGCAAGAAUUAUUGGCAAUUUUUUUUCUCCCAUUUUCACAUUUUUGGCAUGUCUCCAAGCCUUUUUUUCAGGAUGAUGUUUUUUCAAGAGCAUCAAGCGUUGAAGGCUGGCAGUAUACCUCUUUGAGUGGGUAAAUAUUUUACGGACACCAGCGAAGAGAAGAGAAGAGGAGAGAAGAGGAGAGGGAACCUCCCGACACAACCGAGAGAGGGUGGAGGAGGGGGACCUGGCACAGUUGAAAAUGGAUGCCAUGGCAACAGUACCCAGCUAUACCCCUUCACUGUGGGUGAGAGUGUGUCACGCCCUCCCCCGGCUGGACCUCACCAUGCAGAUGAAGGACAACAUCUUUGUCCCCGACAGCUGGGAGUACCAGCAGACUCUGCUGGUUUUGUCCAGUUUAUCGGCCAUCGCCCUCGUCAUCUCCCUCUUGGUAGUCCUCUCCUUCCUCAUACACUACUGUUGCUGUCACCGUGGUGACCGGAGUGAGGGAUCAGAGGAGGAGGAGGAGGAUGAAGAUGCCAGCACAGGUCACGGUUACAGCGGGAAGAAGGGGCGGGGCAUCUGUUGUGUCACAUGGGUGGCGGUGGCGGCUGUCACGCUGUGCUGUGUUGCCAUAGGCAUCGGUUUCUAUGGCAACAGCGAGGCUAAUGAUGGGAUGUAUCAGUUGACCUCGUCUCUUCUCACAGCCAAUUAUACACUAGCUUCCAUCGAUCUGCUGAUUUCAGACACAAUUUCUGGGCUGCAGCUGUCUGUCUCUGGCCCCCUGACCUCAAUGGAGGAGCUCUUUACCGGCAGUAAACCGUUCUUGGUGUCGACGCGGAACUGCCGGAGGUUAUCUGAGAACGUGAUCAACCUCCUGUCCUCCAUCUCCAUGGCUCGGGCCAGUGUGGACGCAGGCCUAGGGAAUGACAGUAUCAGCGGGGCGUCCAUCAUUCCUCUAACCCCAGUACCUCCCUCUGUGGCCCCUACAGUGGUGCCUACCAUUGGCUUGAUGCCCAGUCCCUUCUCACCUGGCUGGGCGGCCAACACGCUGAUGGCCAAUGAGGACUACAGGUGGCUAUCAUACGUGUUGUUGCUGCUGCUUGACCUCAUAGUGUGUCUAUUCAUCCUGCUGGGACUGGCCAAGCAAGCCCGCUGGCUGCUCAUCCUGAUGACUGUGCUGGCGUGGCUGGCUCUCUUCCUAAGCUGGGGCUCCCUGGGCUUGGAGACAGCCACUGUAGUGGCUCUCAGUGACUUCUGCUCAGAUCCAAACACGUUUGUAGUCAACUCCACCCACUUCAACACUGGGACCAGCUCAGAUGUGUUGGAUUAUUACCUGACCUGCAGCAGGCGCAUGAACAGUCCGUUCCAGCAGCUGCUGACCCAGUCGCAAAGGGCGCUGUCCAACAUUCACACACAGCUCUCCAGUCUGGACAGAAAUGCUCUCACACAGUUCCCAAAAGCUGAGAAAUCACUCAGGGAGGUUCAGCAGAUACUCAAUUCCACAGAGGGCAACUUUCAUCAGUUGGUGGCACUGCUGAACUGCCGAGGUCUGAAUAAGGACUACAUUGACUCUUUGAAAGGCCUGUGUUAUGAUGGGAUGGAGGGAUUGCUCUACCUCUCCCUUUACUCUUUCCUCUCUGCUCUGGCCUUCACUGCCAUCCUCUGCUCUCUGCCCGGUGCCUGGAGGAGCUUCCCCAGUGAAUCAGAGGAGUACGAAGACUCGGACAGCGAGAGUGAGGACCCCUUCACCUCCCAUCAGGCACGUAGACAGACGGCCACGGGGUCUCAGCGAGGGGCCAUGGCCCCCUUCUAUAAUUACCCGGGGGCCGGGUGGACACCCCCCUUUUCUAGCGCGCCGCCCCUCCCGACUCCAAACGUUUCCUCCAAUGGCAACCCUGGCUAUGAGAGCCUACCAUUGACUGACAGGCAGUCCCCACCCCCCUCUUACUCUCCCAGCAUGCUGACUGGUUACGGGGGAAGUCAAUCACACCCUAACCCCGCCCAUUCGAGGAACCUGUAUUCACGUUGAUUAUUAUUUUUUUGUUAGGAAAUGUAUAGAAAAAAAAUGUUUAGUUUUCAUAUGAAUGGACACUUUACUGAAAUGAAAAAGAAACUAAUCUAAAUGAAAUGAAUGCUAGGUGUCAAUUCAAAGUGCGUUAUGUCAGUACCACUGAAUAUUAUUAUUAUUAGAAGCACUUAAAAGAAACAGGUCUAAAUGGACUGUUGAUAUAACCGACAAUGAUAAUGCUGGUAGGAUGGUUGUGCAAAGCUAUGUACCAAGCCCACUUGGUCUAAAUUCGUUCCCCUCAUCUGUCCAAACUCUGUGUAAACUGUGAACAGUGGUGAGGCAAGUCAGAAUGGUAUUGACGUUACUACGUUGUAGUUUUAUAUUCUUAAAUGUAUCAGUACCACCGAUUUAUUUUUAUGUUUUUAUAUAAAUAUUGUUGUAGAAAAGCACUGGCACGUAGCAACAAGACACAUUUUUUUCUGUGGUUAUGCAGUUCCUUCACUUGGUAUCAUGUUUUUUUAUUAUUACUUUUUAUAGGUGGAAAUUCUGUAUUUUCCUUGUAUUACCUUAUGGUAUUCUGUAUAUCUCACUGUCUAUAAUAUCUGAUUAAUCAAGAACAUUUGCUCUUAAAAAAUACUUGAGGGCUGCCAAGACCCUGUUUUAAUGAUUGGACGGAGAACUACAACUGCCACUCAAGUCUUGAGUGGAGAACUACAAAUCCCAUGCAAUGACAGCAGGUACAUAGCAAUAUGAUUCUUGCUACUGGUGCUGCAGUAGCCCUACCGUAACUAGCAAUAAUAACUAUGUAUAGCAUUGGGUUUCUAAGAUCUCUCCAAGAUGUUUUGUGUAUAUAUUUGGUCUGGUAUGUUGGAGAUUUCAUUGAAUCCCCCUUCCUUGCCAACUGACCUUGUUAACCCUUGAAUUGAGUUUGUAUGGUUAUCAAUGCUCCUUUUGAAUGGCAUCCUUUUACACUCAAGAGUCUAAUAUAAAUAAAAAUAACUUCAAUAACCUUCA